AUGGCGGGGUUGUUCGUAAAGCAAGCAGCCAUCUAUGCGGAAGCGAGGCCCAUGUAUCCCUGGUUCUCCAAGCUUGCAUCCUUCACAUCCCAUCACAAAUUGGUGUGGGACGUUGGCACUAGCAACGACCAAGCUGUAUUGCGGGUGGUGGAUCACUACGAGCAGGUGAUGGCAACAGACGUGAGUGAGGCUCAGCUAAAACAUGGCACCCGAGACCCAAAAUUCCACUACAUCCACACGCCCCUCUCCACUUCGGAUGACGAAUUGGUGCUGAUGGAUUUGAUGACGGUGGCGCAGGCCGUCCAUUGGUUCAACCUUCCCAGAUUUUACUCAGUGGUUAAACGUGUACUAAGAAAUCCCGGAGGAGUGAUUGCUGUGUGGGGAUACAACUAUCGGGUGAGCUCCUUAGAGGACACCGCAAAACGCUUCCUUGAUACCACGCUUCCUUGUUUAGAUCCUAGAGCUCGGUACGUCAUCGAUGGCUACCGAAACCUCCCCUUUCUCUCCAAGAGUGUAGGGAUGGGAGGCGAAGGGAAUCCAAAUAUUCUGGACAUGGUGGUGUUGGAUGACGAGGGUAAUAAUAAUGAUGGGAUACUAACUAACGUCAUCUGCUCCCGGGUGACGUCUCCUAGAUCACGCAGACCGAGGAGUUACGGGGGUCGCCUGCCUUCGUCUGACUUGACAGCGCCUGAUCGAAGCAAACCAAAACGCCGACCAAGGCACAUCACCAUCCUGCAGGAGCCCGGUCCUUCACGCAACGCCAAUGCCGAUGUUAGACGUUAUCCAAUGUACGACCCUGCUCCCUACAAGCAGGCACAUCAGGAAACGGACGACGGGCCAGCAACCGACCAUCGCGACCUUCUGGGAAACCUCCCCGGCAUUGACCAGAGGCUGUAUUGGCCCCGAGACCACAGCGUAAAGAUGUUGACACUAACACUGGACGUGACGUUUGAUCGGUUCUGGGGCCUGAUGAGGUCAUGGUCCGCCGUGGCCACUGCAAGGGAGCAAGGAGUGGAGCUGUUGUCCGAGGACGUGGUGAAGAAGCUUGAGUCGGACCGGGGCGGAUCCUCCGAGGUGACGACGAUCACCCACAAGGUUCCCAUGCCAGUUGGCACGUCCGAACAAGACCAUAUGGUGUUCGAUAAAAUGCUUGUGCUGCUGCUGUAA
Messenger RNA from Musa acuminata subsp. malaccensis (wild Malaysian banana), 1167 nucleotides. Lineage: Eukaryota; Viridiplantae; Streptophyta; Magnoliopsida; Zingiberales; Musaceae. The record is from RefSeq and is a predicted model, not a curated record.